This is a messenger RNA of Dictyostelium purpureum, 1278 nucleotides long. RefSeq lists its product as uncharacterized. The transcript is spliced from 3 exons. Gene Ontology annotation, cellular component: nucleus. The coding region runs from base 1 to 1278 and encodes 425 amino acids. The record is from RefSeq and is a predicted model, not a curated record. Lineage: Eukaryota; Evosea; Eumycetozoa; Dictyosteliales; Dictyosteliaceae. Gene Ontology annotation, biological process: 7-methylguanosine mRNA capping. Gene Ontology annotation, molecular function: mRNA 5'-cap (guanine-N7-)-methyltransferase activity.
AUGACGUCGAACCAAAACGAAUAUAAUUAUAAUAAUAAUAAUAGCGAUGAUGAAAGUAAUGAUUUAUCAAAAAUAAAUAAUAAUGGUUUUAGAUUUGAUAAUUCUAAUCAACAACAAUAUUUACAACAAUUUUCAAAUUUCGAAAAACACGAUAAUUUUUUUAAUAACCAACAACAGCAACAGCAACAGCAACAGCAGCAAUAUCGACAACAAAACCAACAGCAACAGCAACAAUAUCGACAAAGACAAAACUAUACACAACAGAACAAUUAUAAUCCUUAUAGAUUUAAUAACAAUAACAAUAAAAAUGAUUCAUAUAUUAGAAAACAAAAUGAAAUAGUAAAAUCACAUUAUGACCAUAAACAAAAUAUACCUAUCCAUAUAAGAUCAAAAAGCAAAAUCAUUUCAUUAAAAAACUUAAAUAAUUGGGUAAAAUCAAUCCUUAUUCAGGAAUAUUCAAAACCAAAUACAAUUGUAUUCGAUAUUUGCGGAGGUAAAUUAGGCGAUUUACAGAAAUGGAUUAAAGCACAGAUCAAAUCUUUAGUAGUUGCAGAUAUAUCUUUAGAAUCUUUAAAACAUGGCGUAGAAAGAUACAAUCAGGCAUUAAACCAUAUUCACUUUGAUAUUAAAAUGAUUGCUGUGGACUAUUAUGAUAGUUUCGAUAAUAAUAGUUUUUUAAAAGUAGAUUUGGUCAGUUGCCAAUUUGCCUUGCAUUAUUCAUUUAGAACCAGAGAAAGUGCCAUGCAACUUUUAAAGAAUGUUUCAUCAGUUUUAAAAGAUGGUGGUUAUUUCAUCGGUACAAUUCCAAAUGCCUGCCUAAUUGUUAAAAAACUAAGAGAGGCAAAAUCAAAUAGAUUUGGUAAUGAAGUUUAUUCAAUCGAAUUUAAAGAUAAAGAACCAACAUUCUCAGCAUUCGGGUGCGCAUAUAAAUUUUAUUUGGAAGAUGCAAUUGACUUUUUAGAAGAAUAUUUAGUCCACAUGGAUGUCCUAGUUGAAAUGGCAAAAGAGUUCCAAUUAGAAUUAGUUUUAGAAUCCAAUUUUCACGACUUUAUUUAUGAAAAAUCAAAAUCCCAUUAUGACCUCUUAAGAAAAAUGAAUUGCUUUAAUCAAAAUCAUACAGUAUCUCAAGCCGAAUGGGAAGCAUUAGGAAUAUAUAAAGCUUUUGUAUUUAAAAAAGCCUCAACCCAUAACCAUAGUAAUGAUCAAGAUCAACAGAAUCAACCGGAACCAAAUAAACCCCAAAAAAUAUCCGAAGAAGAUAUUAUUGUACAUUUAUAA